AUGAUCAAAGUUUACUUACCAAUUUUUGAUUCUCUACAAUCUCCUGUGCUAACCCUGAACCCUACAUGGAGGAAGUUCUACCCCACUGAGAAAGUGACUCUCAAAUGUGAGAUCCAGACCGGUCAGACUGAGUGGAGUUAUCUGUGGUACAGAGAUGGAGCCGCUAUCAACAGUGAGCUCUCCGGAGAAGAUGAGUACACAAUCCCAGCUCUAGAUCAGUCACACAGAGGAAGAUACUCCUGCAGAGGAGGUUUACCAGGAAGAGAUGUUUACACUGAAAUGAGCAAAGAUGUGACCCUGAUUGUAGAUGGGGAGGCCCCCAAACCCCUGCUGACUCGGGACCCCCCCAGUGGAGAGAUCUUCACAGGAGAUACAGUGACCCUGAGCUGCAGGUUUGUCACUAAUCCUGUUGGCAUGGAGUAUCUCUGGUUCAAAGAUACACUGGAAGAAGCACUGACCAGCACUGACUCCAGCAGCACUGACGGGUCCAGUUACACCAUCCACUCUGCUGCAGUUUCACAUGGUGGAGAGUACUGGUGCGGAGCAAGGAGAGGGAAACCCGCUUUCUACACACCGUACAGUGACACUCUCCAGCUCAGCAUAACUGCUCGUCCUCAGGCUGUGCUGACUCUGGAGACUGCAUGGACAGAGAUCUUCAGGUCAGACAGUCUGACUCUGAGGUGUCAGGUUGAGGGGAGCUCUGCUGAGUGGAACUACACGUGGUACAGAGACGGACAGCAUUUUCCACUGGACCCCAGGGCGGACAGACUCACACUCUCCUCUGGAAACAACUCUUACAGCAGUGAAUAUAAAUGCAGAGGAAACAGAACAGGCCAACCCUCUUACACAGAGAUCAGCGAAGGAUUUAGAGCACACAUUGGUGAGUUCCACUCCUUUUUUCAGGCUAUUAAUGAAAUGUGCCUCACCCAAGACCACUUCCUCCACCACCCUUCAAGUGCUCGUGGUGAGCACAGUGUGUGA
Messenger RNA from Anguilla rostrata (American eel), 981 nucleotides. Its product is annotated as putative high affinity immunoglobulin gamma Fc receptor IC. Gene Ontology annotation, biological process: cell surface receptor signaling pathway. The transcript is spliced from 4 exons. The coding region runs from base 1 to 981 and encodes 326 amino acids. Lineage: Eukaryota; Metazoa; Chordata; Actinopteri; Anguilliformes; Anguillidae. Gene Ontology annotation, cellular component: plasma membrane. Gene Ontology annotation, molecular function: transmembrane signaling receptor activity. The record is from RefSeq and is a predicted model, not a curated record.